Molecule: messenger RNA, 1749 nt
Organism: Aspergillus affinis
Lineage: Eukaryota; Fungi; Ascomycota; Eurotiomycetes; Eurotiales; Aspergillaceae
Product: fungal specific transcription factor domain-containing protein
Exons: 6
Coding region: 1-1749 (582 amino acids)
Source: RefSeq, a predicted model, not a curated record
AUGUCAGGCAUGUCGACGCAGCAAGGCGAGAUGCGACUCGCCCCGGGACUCCAGUUGUUCACGAUUGAAGCGAUGAUUAAUGGCUUUGAAGGAAAGCUCGAGCAGAUGGAGAGUCGUUUAAGUGCUAUCUUCAACGUAGCAGAUUUGGGUAAAAUGCCAGACGAUAUAUACCCAGACAAUACGGAAAACCAGGAGUCCGUAUCUGCUGCUCCUAUCCUCAACAGGGCUGUUACUACCAUGCCUGAUCCAGGCCCGUCAAGCCCACGUCAAAGAACGCCCAGACCUUCCGACAUUCCAGAGGGGCCAGGUGCAGACUGUUUAUCCCUCUUGUCGGUCAUGGGCCUGGACUGGAUUGUAGAGAAGGUGAGCUGCUUGAUGCCCCACUCAUUUGGCGCAUCCAGCAACUCCUGCAUUGGUGCUUCAGAUCGUCAAUUACUUGAUCUGGUUGCCCCCAGGCGCGCUUUCUGUCCGUUACCAAAGGCAGGAGACUUGAACAUUCUAGUACAUGAUUACAUGGAGGACUUCAAUACAAUCUUCCCGGUUUUCACACAGGAUGACGUCACAACACUAUUCGCCAAGAAAUGCAUGAACCCGUUAUCACAUAGUCCUGGUCAAUGGGCGAGUAUACAAGUGAUAUUUGCUGUCGCAUACAUGCUUCCCAGAAGCGGCCGAUCAGACCCUCACAGAAGCUCCCUUCAUUUAAAAAGCGCACUACAAGUCCUUAAUGAAAUGAUGCUGGCCCCUCCGGACUUGUGGGCCUGUAAGUCCAUUUUGGUGAUGGCUUUCCUUUUCAUGGCAGAUUUUGCCGGUCGCCAGUGCAGCUUUUUGAUAUCGACUGCUGUUCACUUUUCCAACUAUCUAGAUCUGGGAAAAUCGGAACCCCAGCCUACACUCACUGCUAACGAAAAGAACAUCGACUCAUGCUUUUUUGGCUUGCUUCUGCCCUGGAUUUGGACAUCCUAUCGUUUCGGCGUUCCACCAACUCGCAAAGAAGAUGCUAUAUGCGAGAUGCUACCGCUUGAACCUCUCUCAGGAUACUACCGUCUGCCAUCGAGCCAUGAACCUGGCGUCUUUUGCGUCUUUAAGAGUUCAAUGAAGCUUGUCCAGAUCAGAAGUCAAGUCUAUCGCCAAUUAUACCAACCUCCAACCGAGAAUAGACCACUUCAUGAGGUUUUGGCUCUGGUUGGGGAGAUGGAUGGCAAGCUCCAGGCGUGGCGCAAAAGCAUUCCGCCCGAGUAUCAGCCUGGUCCCCAGGCAACCCCUCUAUCUCGAUCAUCAUCAAGUCUUUCAAUCAACCUAAUCUCCCUCCACUAUUGGUUCUACGAUACAAUGAUCGCAAUCCACUCUCUCCUUGCUCUGAACGAGUUUAAGUCCGCUCACGAUCCCAUUGGAGGCAAUCCCUUCUCCGCCGCAGUAGCGCUUUACCAACAUCCACGAGUCCUUUCGUCUGCAUCGCUCACUGCUAAAGCUGCCAGAGCCUCGCUCGCCUUACUCCGCCACAUGCCAUCCGACCAUCUAUUUCUCGGCAUCCUCAGCUACUAUCCCUCCGUCGCGAUGAGAACACUCGCCUCAAGUAUCGUCCGCAGCCCCAGGAAUCUUCCCGAGAUACAUAACAUGAAACUGCUCCUUCAGGCCAAGUCAUACCUGGACCCCGCUGCUCUAGACAGUAGUUUUGAGGCAAUGAAACGGCUUGCCAAGAUUUGUUCCGAUUGCUGUGCGGUCGCCCAGCGAGCCAUGGAGUCUACAUGA